Messenger RNA from Ylistrum balloti, 2205 nucleotides. RefSeq lists its product as uncharacterized. The coding region runs from base 1 to 2205 and encodes 734 amino acids. The transcript is spliced from 10 exons. NCBI's taxonomy places the organism in Eukaryota, Metazoa, Mollusca, Bivalvia, Pectinida, Pectinidae. The record is from RefSeq and is a predicted model, not a curated record. Gene Ontology annotation, molecular function: protein binding.
AUGGAUACUCCAACAUUACACAGACUAGCAUGGUGCGUUCUUGUGUUCAUGUACCUAACAUCAGCCCACGCCGCGGAUACCGUGACCAAAGACACAGAAGAUAACCGAACGGUAGACGAUGUCAUUGAUUUGGACGAUUCCAGCGUCACAGGAAAUGAAUCGCUUCUGGAGGCAGCAGACGGAAAAAUCAUCUUCGAGACAUACCCCACAAAGCUUGUAGAAUCAUCACGUGAUAUUAUCAGCGAUGACGUCGAUGGGUUUAUUGGUUCCGGUUCCGGUUUUGGGGAAGAACCAAAGAAUGUGACAGAAGUGGAGCCCUUUACGUCUCUGAAGACAGCAGAAUCAACCGAGACUACACCUUCCAUAACUACAUCUGCUACCUCUGAGGAACACGAGGACGAUGACGUAGAAGCGUCGGCCAAUAGAGAGAUUGUAACUGCGAGAGAUGAUGACGGCAUCACCGAGGAACCGAAUGAAAAUGCCAAAGUCUUUGACGACGCAGACAAAAUUCCAAGUUUUCUCAAGCUUUGCGAGAAGAAAAACUGCAAGUAUGGAGGAAUAUGUGUUCGAACCGGAGAUGACAGUGUAGAGUGCGCAUGUCCAGUACAAUGCGGAAAUGAGUUUGGGAAUCAGUUGUGUGGCUCUGACGGGACACUCUAUCCUAGCCCAUGCCACAUGGAACAGCAAGCAUGCGAACAACAAAGAAAUAUCACGCGCGGUGAUUACCGGGAAUGUGCGCCCUAUGAGACUUUCUGUGAGGAAAACGCAGCGCCAUCUUGGAGCUCGUGGUCAAUAUGGCUACAGUCAGGGAGUACUGACUUCCGGAUCCGGUAUUGCAAGAUUGGAAGCAGUGUUGCUGAAUCACAUGCCAACUGUGGGAACGACAGGAUAGAGGUUCGACCCUGUAAAAAGCGUGACGCAAUGCCAUGCAGCUCGGAGUUUGGUGAGGAAAGCCAACAAUACGACUACGAAUGUGCCGGAACAGACAUGCAAGACGUGCAGGCCAUAGAUCAACUGUUCGACGGAAAGCUCGCCAAUGAAAUGGAGUGUAAAUUCUCCCUGUACGAUGCUGGCAUGCAGAAAUUUGUCCACUCCAACUGGACAUGGCGGACACUGAUGGAGAAAGGAGAUCAGGUCAUCUGGUGCAAUCACAGAGCGAUUUUUAUCCCGUUCUCCUCAGCACCCAAACACUGUCAGGACAAAUUAGAAGACUUUUGCAAGAAAGAGACCGAAUGUAGACCAAAGAAGAAGACCAUGAAAAACAAAGGCGACCGGAAACACAAGUGUUGGAAGAAGUUCCUCUUGGACGAGGUCUCUCCUAAAGGUUUUCCAAACAUCUCAGAUAAAUAUCACGUUUGCCAGCGUUUCGCCCCAGGGACAGAGUUUGCGGAUAUUUUUGGACCCAAAUCAACACAAUUUGCAACCGUUUACGAUACGGUGAGGCGCAGUCCCUUGAUGUCAUUCGCACGCUUCAAAGACCUGGGAGACUCGCUGAGGCCCACGCUUCCCUUUAUGUUGGAGAAAGGUCUUCUUCCCAUUGACUACACUCUGUUAAGUCUCUUCUUUGAGCAAAAGCGGAGAGGCAUGAUACAAAAACGAACCGAGACCAAAGAACAAGCUUGUCAAACUGGAUUUUACCAAGCUUUGGAGAACGACUACAAAGACUCCAAAUAUCACAUUAUGCAACUGCUUUCCCCGGACAUCGCCGGCUUCGAAGUGAGUAAGAGAAUCGCCACAUACACCAUGACCAACACGCUUCCAAUCCACAUUUCCCUUUAUACAGCAUGGAACCAGGCCGUGCAAAACGUCCGCCAUUUUGCAGUCGAUCACUGCAGCAUUCCGAUCUAUACCGAAAGUGACCAAAACAAAAAACGACGACAGUCACAUGACUAUCCAGAAGUGUAUGUAAUCACCGGUGCAGUCCCAUCCACUAAUCCAGAGAUGUUGCUGAACAAGCGUGUUAACAUUCCAUACUUGGUGUGGAUGGCUGCCUGUUGUGUUCGUGGAGCGGAAACGUCAUCGUUUUCUGUGUACGUGCGAAAUGAGAUCAACAGCCCCAUCAUUGUAGCUCCCGUCGUUCAGCUCGAGGUCUUGUUGUCUGACCUUUAUAACGAUGGCGAGCAAAACUCCGUGAAACUAUUCCCAGCCUUCGAGGGUGUAUGUUCAAACAUUCAACAUGACGUGUCACAGGUGAUCAGCGCUUAG